AUGGCAACAAGUAACUAUAUUAAUAAAGUGGCUAUUGUUGGAGCCGGUGGAAACUCUGGAAAAUUCAUGACCGAAGCCCUCCUCAAGACAGGCAAACACACCGUCACAGCUAUCACCCGAGCCGACAGCAAGAGCAAACUACCUGAAGGAGUAAUCUCAAAAGUGGUCGAUUAUGAAAAGCGGGAAUCAGUCGUGGAGGCACUCAAAGGUCAAGACGCGCUUGUUAUCACUUUAGGCGCCUUUGCGCUGAGCAACGAAGUCAAACUCAUCGAAGCCGCUGAUCAGGCUGGCGUUCCAUGGAUACUGCCGAAUGAGUGGUCUUCGUAUCCAGGAGCUCAUGAGUUUAUCAAGGAUAUGUUCUAUUACCCGAUGAAGAGUGCUUCUCGUGAAGCUCUGGGAAAGCUCAAGACUUCCUCUUACAUUGGCGUGUCAACUGGUUUUUGGUAUGAGUGGAGUCUGCCUAUGCCUCCAGCAUUCGGGUUCGAUAUCACCAAUCGUUCUGUUAUGUUCUUUGAUGAGGGAGAGGUCAAGGCUUCUGUCUCAACAUGGCCUCAGAUUGGCCGCGCAGUAGCAGCUCUUCUUAGCUUACCCGUUCAAGCCGAAGAAGGCAAAGGCGAUGGCUUUCUUGAAAAUCUCAAGAACAAAGACGUCUACAUCAAUUCAUUUACAAUCAGUCAAAAGGACAUGUUGGAGUCUCUUCUUCGGGUAACAGACACAAAGCCAGAAGAUUGGACCAUUACGAAAGAGUCGGCUCAAGGGCGUCUCGCGGAGGGCCUGAAAGAGAUGCAAGAAGGUAAACAUUCGGGUUUUGCGAAGAAACUGUACACACGUGUCUUUUUUCCCGACGGCUUUGGUGACUUUGAGCGUAACAAAGGUACACUCAACGGCGUGCUUGGCCUGCCGAAGGAAGAUCUCGAUGAAGCAACCAAGGUUGCUGUAGAGCGUGCGGGACUCCCUCGAUGGACAGCUGAAUAA
This is a messenger RNA of Talaromyces amestolkiae, 975 nucleotides long. RefSeq lists its product as uncharacterized. The coding region runs from base 1 to 975 and encodes 324 amino acids. The transcript is spliced from 4 exons. The record is from RefSeq and is a predicted model, not a curated record. NCBI's taxonomy places the organism in Eukaryota, Fungi, Ascomycota, Eurotiomycetes, Eurotiales, Trichocomaceae. Gene Ontology annotation, molecular function: oxidoreductase activity.